AUGAGAGGUUCGCCUUUGAGUCGGCGAGCUGCUCAGCGAUUCCGGCAACUUGCUUUCUUAUCUGUUGGAUCCGUUAAGGUUAAAUUAUUGCUUGGAUUUUGCAUCUUCUUCACUUUGAUCUUGUUCUUCUUUCGAGCUUCCACUUUCAUUCAAUGGACUCAACAUCACAGUUUUGUCGAUCAAUCUGAUUUGCACAGGAAGGGUUAUACACUUUUAAUUAAUACCUGGAAGAGAAAUGAUCUAUUAAAGAAAUCCAUCUCCCAUUAUGCAGCAUGUCUACGAUUGGACUCCAUACACAUUGUAUGGAGUGAGCCUGAUCCUCCAUCAGAGUCUCUCAAUCGCUAUCUAAAGCGUAUCGUGCAGAAAUACUCAAAAAAUGGACGAAAAAUUGAACUGAAGUUCGACAUCAAUAAAGAAGACAGCUUGAACAAUAGAUUUAAAGAAAUCAAGAAUUUGAAGACAGAUGUAGUCUUCUCAAUUGACGAUGAUGUCAUAUUCCCUUGCUCUUCUGUUGAACUUGCCUAUAGUGUAUGGCAGAGUGCUCCUGAUACAAUGGUUGGAUUUGUGCCACGUAUGCAUUGGCUGGAUCACUCCAGAGGCAAUAGGGAUUACUUUGAGUAUGGAGGUUGGUGGUCUGUUUGGUGGAUGGGCACUUAUAGUAUGGUUCUAUCCAAGGCCGCUUUUUUCCACAAAAAGUAUCUGGCAAUGUACACAAAUGAGUUUCCAGCAUCUCUAAGAGAAUAUGUAGCUCAUAACAGGAAUUGUGAAGAUAUUGCAAUGUCAUUUCUUGUUGCAAAUGCAACUGGUGCUCCUCCUAUUUGGGUGAAAGGCAAGAUUUUUGAGAUUGGAUCUACUGGAAUUAGUAGCUUGGGAGGUCACAGCGAAAAACGAACUGAAUGCAUUAACAGGUUCGUUGCUGAGUUUGGGAAAAUGCCUUUGGUUUCAACUUCCAUGAAAGUUGUUGAUAGCCGAAAUACCUGGUUUUGGUGAUGUGUAGCUUCAUUUUAUACCUAUUCAUUUUGUUCUGCACAGUUCUGUCAAUUACCAUUUUUCGUAGGUUGGCUCUUUUUACCAUGUAUGAUAUCUGGAUACUUGAUCCCACAAAAAAAAAGGUUUGGGCUUCAUAAAAUUAAGUAUAGAUCAAUUGGCCUUUUUUCCUACAUGUAAAAUUCCACCCCCGAUCAUUUUAAGAUGACUGCCUUUGUGGCGGGUAUUCGGGUAAGGUUGUAGAUGCCAAUUUUGGCAACUGAGUGGGCAAUAUCCUGUUCUGAAUAUAUCCCAAGAACUUGUAUGAAAUGAAACUCUCAAUCAAUAGAAGAUUUAAGACUUUUCUGUCUGGAAAA
Chenopodium quinoa (quinoa) is the source of this 1343-nucleotide messenger RNA. Its product is annotated as glycosyltransferase family 64 protein C4-like. The record is from RefSeq and is a predicted model, not a curated record. The coding region runs from base 1 to 990 and encodes 329 amino acids. Gene Ontology annotation, molecular function: glycosyltransferase activity. The transcript is spliced from 5 exons. NCBI's taxonomy places the organism in Eukaryota, Viridiplantae, Streptophyta, Magnoliopsida, Caryophyllales, Amaranthaceae. Gene Ontology annotation, cellular component: membrane.